AUGACUGAAAGCAUGGAUUCGGAGCUGAAUCAAUGGGAAAAGAAACUCUCUGCGGAACAAUCCCCAAACAACGAAGAUACAAUUUUGGAAUGGGAGCGCCAGUUGGAGCGCGAGGACAUGGAGAUGGUGAUGUCUCCCUGUCCAGAAUUGCGAGAAGCAGGAAGGACGCGAGACGAGUGCGAACCGAUGCCCUACUACGCAGACAUGCAUGCUCUGAACCAUUUAUUGCGAUUUAUUUGUAGGGAAUAUGCGCGACAGCCACGAGGCAGUUGGCCACGGGCACGUAUGCCCAAGUCCGUGCCCAAGCUCUGGGCACCCAAGCUAACAAAUGUUUUCGGGAGUAAGACAAAGGUGACACAUCUUGGUGACACAGAGAUGUGUGAUGACGGGCCCCAGCGUGACCACGAGGAGGAUGUAAACCACGAACCGAGAAAUUCCAAAUCCCUCCGCGACGGGCAAUCGCUCGUGGUGCCGCAGCAUGCAGGCGCACCGUUCAUCGCCCCAACUAGGAUUUUCGUCGCACCCAAGGCUGAGGCGCCAGCAGACGCAGUCAUCACGAUGGGUAUCUGUCUGCUUGUCGAGUUCAUGAUGGCACCUGCGGACGCAGAGGAACCGCCACAACUCCGUGCGUUUUGGAGCGAGGUCGGCGUUCUAACUAAUACCCCCCAUCUUGGGCUACCCCAGCUGCAUGAUUUCGUCUUCCAGAUGUUCGCACUCUGCAUGUUCACUCCUGAGUGCACAGUCAUCGCGCUCAUGCUCGUGAUUAGGAUUCUCUCGUAUCAUCCUCACCUCCGUGUGACGAGCCGAAACUGCAAGCGACUUCUUCUUUCCUGGGGUCGUGUCCAGCCGGCGGAACGCCCCUGCCCCAUCGAUCGCAUAAAUGCCAUGGAGUGCGUCUUCCUUGGCGCCCUAGGUUUCGAUCUCUACAUCCCAGAAGUCAAAUAUGUUGCCUGUAUCGACGAACUCGUUUCGAUUGUCAGAAUGCACGAACGGGAUGAUGUUCGCAUUCCUGCACUUCUUCGAACCCACAUCGAAUUCCUCAACGGGCCAAACGCGCUCCGCUUUCCUUGGCUCUCUGUCAACAACAUCAAGCGAGCGCCUAAAAAGACAAAAUCGCGACAAUAGUCGUCUUGAGGUACCGCUCCGGGCCCAGGCGCUUGAGUAACGCCCCCGGUCGCCGGCGCAACGUCGUGGGUUGCGCAUGGUCGUCAAGACCGGUGCGCGAAGCACACGCUGCGCUGCACGUUCAGCGACCGAGCUCCAAGUGCGAGCGCGAAUAUGCAUGUUGACAUGUGACGUGCGUUGGAGCUCUUGCACGUUUCGUAAAGCCUGCUAUGGCGCCUCUAUGAGGCUUGGCUGGGCUGCGACGACCGGAAAAACAGGUACAAUCAUUCAGGUACUCCGCUGACGCUACUUAAAACGACGCCCUGAACAACUGUACCUGUUUUUCCUCGUCGCUACGCUCCUCGGAACUCGC
This is a messenger RNA of Aureococcus anophagefferens, 1477 nucleotides long. RefSeq names its product expressed protein. Lineage: Eukaryota; Pelagophyceae; Pelagomonadales; Pelagomonadaceae. The record is from RefSeq and is a predicted model, not a curated record. The coding region runs from base 1 to 1125 and encodes 374 amino acids. The transcript has 7 exons.